UUAUUUGUUUAAAAACUGUAGCUCCACCAUUUAAAAUGUAUAUAAAUAUCUAAAAUGUUUCAGAUUUACUACUAGCUUGGUGUGACAGCUUUCUAAAUCAAGCGUCAUUGAUCAAAGGUUGUAAGGACGAGUAAGAGAGCUAGAAAAGCACCAUAGAAGUCAAAUCAGGUCAGUAAAUAAUCCGGAAAAAAUGCAAAAUUUGACAUUAACCAGGGAUACCGGCCGCUUGUCCCUUGCACAGAGAAUUUUCUACGAACGCAAUGGUUUUCUGGUCCUUCCUCGAGUGAUUCCUCAUGGCAUACUCGAUAGAUGCAGCGAAAGAUUCGAGGGAUACGCGAGCGGACGCGUAGAAAAGGGCAUCACCACCAUAAUGAGAGACAUCACGGACCGCAAGUUGGUCAACAAAAUUCAGGACAUACUGCACGACGACGUUUUCCGCGAGUACUUCGAGAACAAGGAGCUGCUCGACAUAAUCGAGACCUUCGUUGGGCCGAACAUCAUCGCGGUUCACAGUAUGCUGAUCAACAAGCCACCCGACGCCGGGAGCGGCAGCUCCAGACACCCCCCGCAUCAGGAUCUCUACUACUUUCCCUUUCGUCCAGCCGACAAAAUAGUAGCCUCCUGGACAGCGAUUGAAAAAUGUAACAGGGAGAACGGCUGCCUCCAUGUCUAUCCCGGAUCGCACCGUUCCUACGACUUGCAGCCUCAUGGGUACCCCAAAGACGUUGUCAACAAAAUGUACCACGGCAUUCAAGUGAUGAUCCAUACUUAUUUAUCGAAUAAUUUUCCAACUGGAGGGAUCUUAUAA
This is a messenger RNA of Copidosoma floridanum, 808 nucleotides long. Its product is annotated as phytanoyl-CoA dioxygenase, peroxisomal-like. Gene Ontology annotation, biological process: fatty acid alpha-oxidation. Gene Ontology annotation, molecular function: phytanoyl-CoA dioxygenase activity. The record is from RefSeq and is a predicted model, not a curated record. Lineage: Eukaryota; Metazoa; Arthropoda; Insecta; Hymenoptera; Encyrtidae.